Fonsecaea erecta is the source of this 1668-nucleotide messenger RNA. RefSeq lists its product as hypothetical. The record is from RefSeq and is a predicted model, not a curated record. The transcript has 3 exons. Gene Ontology annotation, cellular component: nucleus. Bases 1 to 1668 code for a protein of 555 amino acids. Gene Ontology annotation, biological process: DNA-templated transcription; positive regulation of transcription from RNA polymerase II promoter by galactose. NCBI's taxonomy places the organism in Eukaryota, Fungi, Ascomycota, Eurotiomycetes, Chaetothyriales, Herpotrichiellaceae. Gene Ontology annotation, molecular function: DNA-binding transcription factor activity, RNA polymerase II-specific; RNA polymerase II cis-regulatory region sequence-specific DNA binding; zinc ion binding.
AUGAACCACUUUCCACAGCAACUCGCCAGCCUCUCCACCCCGCCUGUCGGCCAGGAAAGGCGAGAAGACAAAAUCGCUUCGUCCGAGGUGCAGGUCUUCCACAAUCGCACAUUGCCAGAUGCCUCCAUCAUACAAGUCUUAAUAGACCAUUUCUUCUCUUGCACUGGCACAUUGUUCUAUAUCUUCUCUCCUCACGAUGCAAACGAACUUCUCCGGCAGGUCUAUAUGGAUGACGAUAGUGCUACGAAAGCGUUACUUGGUGCACUAUGUGGCCUAGCAGCCGUAGCCAGCCAGUGUGACGACAACGCCGUAAUCGACAUCGCCUUAAGACAGUCGUACUACGAGACAGCAAAAGCAUACCUGGACGACUGCAUUGAAGAGGAUGAAGUGCUGGGAAUGCGCGUUCUGUGCUGCUUGGCCAUAUAUUGCGCCAUGGACAAGCGCCGUGCAGCGUGGACAUGGAUUUUGACCGGCUUGGAACUGGCGAGGAUUCGUGGCCUGCACCUGGAGACGCCACCUCCGUCCACAUCGCCCGAGAAUUGGAUUGUGCAAAGAAAAGUCUUGCGGACCUUGAUAUUUCUGGCCUGUUGGUUUUCCUCGACUCUCGGUAGAAGCCCAGAGAUUUUGGGGGAAUUUAAACUAGGGUUUGAAUCGUUUACCGUGCAUGAAGACAGUCCGUCCGUCGAAUCUAUUGCGCAGGAACAAAUGACAUCCAUUGGCGUGCUCACAGCUGGCAUCCUUCAAGACGUCUUCUUGCCAAACGAACUCAGUUUCAUCGCGACUCGGACAUACAAACUCAAGCUUCUUGGGUGGUUUAGUGAGCUCCCUGCAGUUAUGCAGCUCGACUCACUGCUCCACAAUCAUAGCCUGACACUGGUACAAAGACGGAGUAUUUUCCUCGUUCAUCUCAACUACCUUGGAGCGUUGCUCCUACUCUAUCGUCGCCAUGCUAUCUACCUUUCCACAAUACAUCGGGAUGAUUCGUGGAAGCUCGAUGGAGACGUCGACGAAGCGUUGAACUAUGCCAAGGAUGCAGUCCAAGCGGCUACUCAGUCUUCGCGUAUCUUUGCUCUCCUCCUCUCCGAACAAGCUCUCUUCAAGCGCUGCUGGUUGGUGACUUACCAGUCUUUCAGCGCAUGCACUCUGUUACUCUUCCACCUCGCCCAGAAGCGACUUCACCUGGCACCACCGUCCGAUUGUGAGGAAGACCUGUCCAGCGCACUCUCUUGCCUCAAGGCACUGGAGUUCUGUGCAGAGGGCGAUGUCGUUGCCAGAGGCUAUUAUGAUAUGCUCAUGUUUUACUAUAGAUCUUUGCUGGCUUCACAUGAAGAUUCAGCAAUGCAGGAUGUGUCUACCGCGACCCCGGAUCAGGUUGCAGAAGGUGUUUCCCAUAUCAUCAACCACGCGGCUUUUGAGCAGGAUUGGCGUGACGAUCUGGUGCCUCCGACACAGGUUUCAAAUUUUAUACGCCGAGAGAUGCCAGGUGCUGCCACCGGUUCUCGAUCUAUGAUUCUUCGCAGAGCUGCGGUCUACGAGAAUCCUCCAGCCAUUGGCGGCCCGUCCGUAGUCGGCCAAUUCAAUGCCUCGAGUUUAGCGGGGUUGCAGGCCUCGGAGAAUCGCACUGAUGGCGGAGGACCUGGUUGUGGAAUUGGACGUGGGAUUGAGUGA